AUGGCUCUUCAAUCAGUUCCAAGAAAAAAGCCAAAUGAAAUGCUAUCAUCUCGUUUCAUGUUUGAUGCCAGAAUAAACAUUCCAGCACAGAUGUUACGUCAAGAAGAAUGCUGUGUAUCAUUUAUUGUUGCCCAUGGACCACGCUCAAUAGAAUUUGAAUUUAAAAUCAAUGUAGCGGAUUUUCGUCGAGAAAAUCCAAAAAUGUUAGUGAAUUGUCGAAGUGAACUGCGUAUGCAAAUUUCUGGAUUAAUUACAAUACGCUUCGGUGCUUCAAAAGAUACUAAUAAUAUUGUAGAUGCAGAGACAAUACUGAACGAAACGCAGGAAACAGAUUUCGAAAACAUAUUUGUCAUGCGUGGUACUGAUCCAUUUUUGGAAUCACUGCACAAUAUUAUUAUGUUAGCGGAAUACGGAAAUGGUUUAAUCGGUUUCAGCAUUCUUAUUUUAUAUCAAGAAGCAGAAUUCAUGCAAUUUGUUGCACAGAAAAGCAGACUUCGAUUACUGACAUAUGCAGAACUUCAGAAUAGUCGACUGAAUUCAAAAGCUUACAAAGAUUUCGCAGUAUUUGGUAUAAAUACAUAUUCUAUAACGUGUUCAAAAUGGAUGCUUUAUAUGAGUACCAAAUAUUUUCACCGCUUAAUCAAUGAAAAUCCAGCUGUUAAUCAUGCAACAUUAAAUUAUCCCCAUGAUGUCAUAGGCUAUGCUCUUUCUUUAGCAGUGCAAAAUCAAUUUCAUCAGGAAUUGCAGAAGGAUUUUAGAAAAAUGCGUCAGACAAUCGAAUUACUUUGUAUACUGGAACCGGUUAACGUAAAUAUAGCCAUUGAAACCAUUGCAAUUGAACUUGAAGCUGCCAUUUUCGAUGAAUGGAAACAUAUAGACUUAAAUGAUCUAGUACGAAUACUGACAUUACCGAAAUAUUGGGAAUUGGAAGAAUUGAAAAUUGCAGCGCGAUCUGUGAUCAUCGACCUUCAUAGCAAACAGUUUCAGGAAGAGUACAAUGAGCACUCAACAGGUGUACGAUGUGCAGUAUACCGGGAUCUUAUAUUAUGCGGCACGCUGGAUGAAAUAUGUAAGCCAGUAGAAAGUGAACUUGAAAAGAUCAAAAAAAUGGGUUGGAAAAUGAGUAUAGUGAAGAAAAGAGUGAGAUUUGUAGAAGGAUCAUCCCAAAAUAAGGCUGAACUGUAUGGCUGA
This is a messenger RNA of Brugia malayi, 1191 nucleotides long. RefSeq lists its product as uncharacterized. The record is from RefSeq and is a predicted model, not a curated record. The coding region runs from base 1 to 1191 and encodes 396 amino acids. NCBI's taxonomy places the organism in Eukaryota, Metazoa, Nematoda, Chromadorea, Rhabditida, Onchocercidae. The transcript has 7 exons.